Eufriesea mexicana is the source of this 1724-nucleotide messenger RNA. RefSeq names its product cyclin A (gene CycA). Bases 1 to 1392 code for a protein of 463 amino acids. Gene Ontology annotation, molecular function: cyclin-dependent protein serine/threonine kinase regulator activity. Lineage: Eukaryota; Metazoa; Arthropoda; Insecta; Hymenoptera; Apidae. The record is from RefSeq and is a predicted model, not a curated record. The transcript has 6 exons. Gene Ontology annotation, biological process: mitotic cell cycle phase transition.
AUGGCCACGAUUCGAGUACACGAGGAUCAAGAAAAUCGUAUCAACGAUGUUCGUCGCGGCAAAGAAAAUAUUACCGUGCCCAUUCAAAAUCAAACAUUGCAACUAACAAAACGUGCAGUUUUAGGCGUUCUUCACAAUAAUUGUAAUCGUAAUACGAAAUCAGAAAUCUACAAAGAUGAAAAGUAUCCAAAAACAAAAACAGUUAUACCCACACAGUUUGAACCUUUCAAAAUUUAUGAAGGAAAAAAGGAAGAGGUUAUAUUUAAAAUCUAUGAAGAUAAGUUAGAAGAGGAAACUUCUGUUGCACUUAGAGAUACAAAAGAUAAAAAAGAAAUUAAAGAAAAGGAAGAUGUUAAAUCAGAAAGAGAGAAACCAAGGUUACAAGUGAAUCCUAUAAAUGUCUCAAAUUUACCAACAUUUUGUAAUACUAUGCAAGAUAUAAAUCAAAAGAAAGAAAUUGAAAUAAUUUUUUCACAAGGCAGUCCAAUGUCUUUAGAAAAACCAACAUUUCAUUCAUCUUCAUCAAAGAAAAAUCUUCAGAAACGAAGGGAAUCUAUAAAAGAAUUGAGAAUGAACUUUUUUGAUGUAGAUGAAUAUAGAGCUGAUGUAUAUAAUUAUCUACGAGCUGCAGAGAAACACCAUAGACCAAAACCAGGGUAUAUGAAGAAACAACCUGAUAUAACAUAUUCAAUGAGAUCAAUAUUAGUGGACUGGCUUGUGGAAGUUGCUGAAGAAUAUCGGUUACAGACUGAGACACUCUAUUUAGCUGUUUCAUAUAUAGACCGCUUUUUAUCAUAUAUGAGUGUUGUAAGAGAAAAACUACAACUUGUAGGAACAGCAGCUAUGUUUAUUGCUGCGAAAUAUGAAGAGAUCUAUCCACCUGAUGUAGGCGAAUUUGUAUAUAUCACAGAUGAUACAUAUACAAAAAAGCAGGUACUACGUAUGGAGCAUUUAAUAUUGAGGGUUUUGUCUUUUGAUCUAACUGUACCCACACCACUUACUUUUCUUAUGGAAUAUUGUAUUAGUAAUAAUCUUUCUGAAAAAAUUAAAUUUUUAGCAAUGUAUCUCUGUGAAUUAUCACUGCUUGAAGGGGAUCCAUAUUUACAGUUUUUACCUAGUCAUUUAGCUGCAUCUGCAAUAGCACUUGCACGACAUACAUUAUUAGAAGAGAUGUGGCCACAUGAAUUAGAAUUAUCAACUGGAUAUAGCUUAAAAGAUCUUAAAGAAUGCAUUAUGUGUUUAAAUAAGACCUUCUGUAAUGCAUUAAAUAUUCAACAACAAGCCAUACAAGAAAGAUACAAAAGCAGCAAAUAUGGACAUGUAGCAUUAUUAUUACCACGACGUAUUGAUUAUGUAACACUGACCUCUGAAGAUGAAGAAGAAAACGCUUAGUAUUUAACAGGCAUUGUGCAGAAAUAGAAGAAUCUAAAAAUUUAUACAUAUUUGGAGAUAACGAACCUCCCAUUAUAAAUCCCAUGUUUUGAAAGAUAAGGAGGGGAUUAGGGCAAGACUGAGCUAUUGUUUCACAAAUGAAAUGUACGAGUUACUUCUAUUAGCAUGUUUGAUCACUAUGUUUAGCCUAGGCAAACAUAUUGACUUUAUCUUUCAUAUUUCACCACCACCUAUACUUAUUAUAGGUUGUAGGUAAAUUUUAAUAACUGUUUUUAGAGCUCCGUCAUUAUAUUAACGAAUGAAGCUCUAAAUUAUGUUAUUUAGGAAUUGUA